Molecule: messenger RNA, 252 nt
Organism: Penicillium alfredii
Lineage: Eukaryota; Fungi; Ascomycota; Eurotiomycetes; Eurotiales; Aspergillaceae
Exons: 4
Coding region: 1-252 (83 amino acids)
Cellular component (GO): mitochondrial intermembrane space
Source: RefSeq, a predicted model, not a curated record
AUGGGAAAUAUCAAGCAAGAUUUAUCGCAUGAUCCUCCCUGCCAUCCGCGCGCAUGCGCCAUUCAAAAUUGCUUGACCAAAAAUUCCUUCCACGAGGACAAGUGUCAGAGCCAGAUUGACGCCCUGUAUGAGUGCUGCAAUGCCUUCUACCAGGAGCGAGGGGACCAAGCAUCCACCGUGAGCUGUCCCAAAGCCAAUCUGCUCCGGUUGAAGAUGCGGCAGCGGGCGCAGGCAGCCGAGCAGAGCCAUUGA